AUGGCGCGCGAUGUUUGUCGAGAGAUGGACUGGCUGAAAGCGCGCGUACAACACGAGAGAGAUCGAAAACGGGGACGGGUGCUCAACAUCGAAAUGAGCAACUAUUUGUUCAAAACAGAGGAGCGAACCAUUCCCGAGGUCAUCGGUCCUGAACGCAAGCAAAUAACCUUUGUCAAGGAAGAGGAUCGGGAGUAUGUUCGUGAAGACCGUGCAGGUACUCCUCAUAUUAGCGAAUUGCAGGCUGACGACGAUUUGUUUCCUCCUUCCGACGUAGAAGAGCUUAGUAUGGGUGGCGAAGUAGACGCAUUAGCGAUGAGUGUUCGACAAACAUGGAAGCGUUUGAUCGACGGCCAAUGCGGCAUCAUUUCAAUCAAGGAUAGAAGCUCAGAAUUCGCAUUACUACCUAGUCAGGUGGCUGGCUUAGUUCCUCAAGGCAGCAAAAGCGAUGGCAAAUGGAACACGAAGGAGCAUAUGAGUCCUACUGAUGAACGUCGCAUGGCGCGCUUCGCACAAUAUGCUAUGGUUGCAUCUGAGGAGGCUUUGAAUGAUGCUGGCUGGUUUCCGAAGAAAGAAAACGAUCUUGAGGCCACAGGAGUAUACAUGGGAUCUGGCAUUGGCAGCCUAGAUGACGUGUACGAUACCACAGUUGCUUAUGAGAAAGGCGGGCCAAACCACGCGGCAACCACAGCGUGCACGACUGGAGCACACAGCAUCGGAGACGCUUCACGACUGAUCCAGUUUGGUGACGCUGAUGUGAUGAUCGCUGGCGGAGCUGAGUCAUGCAUCCAUCCUCUGGCCAUCUCAGGGUUCUCUAGAGCCAGGAGUUUGGCCACCGAGUUCAAUGAUCGACCAUUAGAAUCAAGUCGGCCCUUCGAUCGAGAACGGGAUGGAUUUGUCAUAGGAGAAGGAGCUGGAGUUGUGAUACUUGAAGAAUUCGAACACGCGAAGAAACGAGGUGCGAAUAUCUACGCUGAGGUCGCGGGCUACGGACUAUCUAGCGACGCAUACCACAUGACGGCACCUCGCGAAGAUGGUCAAGGGCCACGUCUUGCUAUGAAGCACGCACUGCGGCACGCUGGUAUCAAACCUAAUGCUGUCGAUUACGUUAACGCGCAUGCUACAAGUACCCCACUGGGUGAUGCUGCGGAGAAUCGAGCCAUCAAAGAGCUAUUGCUGGGCGAAGAUGGAAAGGACGCCGCUUCUAAAAUCAACGUGAGCAGUACGAAAGGUGCAGUCGGGCACCUUCUCGGCGCUGCAGGUAGCGUAGAGUCUAUAUUCACGAUUCUCGGGAUGCAUCAUAACACUCUACCUCCGACUCUGAAUCUUCAAAACCCAGGCGAUCCAGCGGAUGAAUUCGAUUGCAAUUACGUCGCCAAUGCUGCUCAGCAACACAGCGUCAACGUCGCGCUCUCAAACAGCUUCGGUUUUGGUGGCACCAACGCAUCCCUUUGCUUUCGCAAGAUUUGA
This is a messenger RNA of Alternaria arborescens, 1467 nucleotides long. RefSeq names its product putative 3-oxoacyl-[acyl-carrier-protein] synthase. The record is from RefSeq and is a predicted model, not a curated record. The transcript is spliced from 7 exons. The coding region runs from base 1 to 1467 and encodes 488 amino acids. Lineage: Eukaryota; Fungi; Ascomycota; Dothideomycetes; Pleosporales; Pleosporaceae. Gene Ontology annotation, molecular function: 3-oxoacyl-[acyl-carrier-protein] synthase activity. Gene Ontology annotation, biological process: fatty acid biosynthetic process.